Alternaria arborescens is the source of this 975-nucleotide messenger RNA. Its product is annotated as Arginase. Gene Ontology annotation, cellular component: cytosol; cytoplasm; nucleus. Gene Ontology annotation, molecular function: manganese ion binding; arginase activity. Lineage: Eukaryota; Fungi; Ascomycota; Dothideomycetes; Pleosporales; Pleosporaceae. The coding region runs from base 1 to 975 and encodes 324 amino acids. The transcript has 3 exons. The record is from RefSeq and is a predicted model, not a curated record.
AUGACUUCCGCACCCACAAUACAGCCCAAGUUCCUGCCAAACAGGCAUGACCUAGGCAUCGUCGCAGUCGGCUUCAGCGGCGGCCAGCCCAAAGCCGGCGUCGAUGCCGCCCCCAUGGCCCUCAUUGAAAACGGCCUCAUCAAGCAACUGGAAGAAGACCUGGAAUUCAAAGUCACCUACGACGGCCAAGUGCACAACUACACGGAGCUGCAACCCUCCGACGACCCAGACUACCGCGGCAUGAAGCGACCAAAGUUCGCCUCGGCAGUCACAAAGCAAGUCAGCGAUCAAGUCUACGCUCACGCCUCUUCGGGAAAAUUGGUGCUGACGCUCGGUGGUGACCACUCGAUUGCCAUCGGCACCGUUUCUGGUACCGCCAAGGCUGUAAGGGAGAGACUGGGCAAGGACAUUGCGGUUAUUUGGGUCGACGCACAUGCCGAUAUUAACACGCCUGAGACGAGCGAUUCAGGCAACAUUCAUGGUAUGCCCGUGUCGUUCUUGACGGGACUGGCGACGGAGGAGCGGGAAGAUGUGUUUGGCUGGAUUAAGGAGGAGCACAGGUUGAGCACGAAGAAACUGGUUUACAUUGGUCUUCGGGAUAUUGAUCGGGGAGAGAAGAAGAUUCUGAGGGACCAUGGCAUCAAGGCCUUUUCCAUGCACGACAUCGAUAGGCACGGUAUCGGCAAAGUCAUGGAUAUGGCGUUGGGUUGGAUUGGCAGCGACACGCCCAUCCAUCUCUCGUUUGACGUCGACGCUCUCGACCCCAUGUGGGCGCCUAGCACUGGUACUCCUGUCCGCGGCGGUCUGACUCUCCGCGAGGGUGACUUCAUCGCCGAGUGUGUUGCCGAGACUGGUCAGCUCAUCGCAUUGGAUCUCGUCGAGGUCAACCCCAGUCUUGACGCUGAGGGUGCUGGAGACACGGUCCGCGCGGGUGUUUCGAUUGUUCGUUGCGCGCUUGGUGAUACGCUUUUGUAA